AAAUGUGACGUGGUAAGCUGUGACUGGUGAACGACCUUUUCUUCUCGUCUCUCUCCUCUCUCUUUCGAUUUGAUUCGUUUCGUCCUCGAUCAGAAAAGCUUUCUGGGUUUUUUCUUUCCUGAAGUCAAAAGGGUUUUUUUUUUUUCUUUCUUUCUCCACUGUUCCUAGAUAUUAUUUUGUGUGUGUGUGUGUUCCUUUAGUUUCUUCUCAUUGUUUCUAAUUAUACUUUUCUCGUGAACACAGCAAGUAACUUGGCUAUGUUUUGCUAGAAGAUUCCUAAAAAUGAGUUAUUUAGCGGUGACCAAAAAAAGUUUCAUUUGGGUGCUAAUGUAGCUAUAAAGUCUAGGGCUUUCGAUAUAUAAUCUCUUGAAAUUGGUUCCGAGACUGUUUAAAUAGCAAUUUUGAUUCUACUUGUGAUAUCUCCAGUGUUAGAUCUGUGAAAUCGAAAAGCUUUUUUUUUGUUUUUUGUGAGAGUCGGGUCAAUGUCGGUUCCUCCUCGAUUCCGGUCAGUGGAUUCCGGUGAACGAGAAUUCCGAUCGGUUCUUGGUCCAACCGGAAACAAGCUGCAGAGGAAACCACCGGGGAUGAAACUGGAGAAGCCGAUGAUGGAGAAGUCCAUCAUCGAGUCAAAAGAUGAGAAAACGAAGAAACCAACUACUCCUGCUUCGCCAAGGACGACUCUGAAGCAAUGCUCGUCUCUUUGCUCGUCGAUUCUGAGAAAGAACAGUGCCUCGAUGACUGCUUCGUAUUCCUCUGAUGCUUCGUCUUCGUGCGAGUCAUCGCCUUUGAGUGUGGCGUCUUCUUCGAGCUGUAAGAAGGUUGUGAGACGAAGCGGGUCUGUCUCUUCUGCCAGGAAGCCGAGUGUUGGCAAGGAAGAGGAGAAAGGUGCUGGUGAUUGCUUCACUGAUGGCCGUAAAAGGUGUGCUUGGAUCACACCUAAAGCUGACCCGUGCUAUGUUGCUUUCCACGACGAAGAAUGGGGAGUUCCUGUACAUGACGACAAGAAGCUUUUCGAGUUAUUAUGCCUCUCCGGUGCUCUAGCCGAACUCUCCUGGACCGACAUUCUCUCCAGAAGACAAUUACUCAGGGAAAUUUUCAUGGACUUCGAUCCAGUAGCUGUAUCUGAGUUGAGUGACAAAAAGUUAACUGCGCCUGGCAGCACUGCUACCAUUUCCUUACUAUCAGAGGUCAAGAUACGGUCAAUCCUCGAUAACUCACGUCAUGUGCGCAAGAUUAUAGCAGAAUACGGAUCCUUUAGGAAGUACAUGUGGAACUUUGUAAACAACAAGCCUACACAGAGCCAAUUCAGGUAUCAACGCCAAGUUCCUGUGAAGACAUCGAAAGCUGAAUUUAUAAGCAAAGAUCUUGUACGCAGAGGCUUUCGCAGUGUAAGUCCAACGGUUAUAUACUCCUUCAUGCAAGCAGCUGGGCUCACAAACGACCAUCUCAUAGGGUGCUUUAGAUACCAAGAUUGUUGCGUAGAGGCAGAGACGAUAACAACCAAGGCCAAGAAGAAGAAUGAGCGCGAGUGACAUAGAAGAGCAAUUUCUGAAAACAAGCUAAUUAACGUAUUUGAGUACCAUGUUGUUGUUUUUUUCUGCUUUGCUUUGGAAAGAUUUAUUGACACAACUGAGAUUUUGUUACCGUGAAGUGUUUUUCUUUUGCGUUGUAUAGAUGUUUGUUUUGGUUA
Messenger RNA from Capsella rubella, 1690 nucleotides. RefSeq names its product DNA-3-methyladenine glycosylase 1. Gene Ontology annotation, molecular function: DNA-3-methyladenine glycosylase activity. Gene Ontology annotation, biological process: base-excision repair. Lineage: Eukaryota; Viridiplantae; Streptophyta; Magnoliopsida; Brassicales; Brassicaceae. The record is from RefSeq and is a predicted model, not a curated record. The coding region runs from base 483 to 1532 and encodes 349 amino acids. The transcript is spliced from 5 exons.